This is a messenger RNA of Prunus armeniaca (apricot), 513 nucleotides long. The record is from the annotation of a GenBank genome assembly. NCBI's taxonomy places the organism in Eukaryota, Viridiplantae, Streptophyta, Magnoliopsida, Rosales, Rosaceae.
AUGGAUUGGGGUUUUGUACAUAAAGCUUGGGACAAGUGGGCUUCUCCCAAUAUCGGCUCUGAUAAGCCAUUAAAAGCAGCUAUAUUGAUCAACUAUGACCCAACUGGUCCGUCUCGCUUGUUGUCUACUAUCGCAGAAGAAGAAGGGAUAAAAGUGAAUCCCAUCGAAUUGAGUCAAUUCAUUGAUUUCAUCAAAUGUGACAAGCUCCAGACUGAGAGCUUCAUUAUUGGACCAAACCAAUAUAUAGUCACAUCAAUUCAUGAGAAUUGGUUCUGUGCAAGGUGCAUGAACACAUCAAAAUCUACUGGUGAAGGCGCUAUCGUUAUGCAUACAGCAGCAUUUCUCUUGGUUGCAUUGUACGAUGGUUCUAUUGGCUCAGCAUCUCGUGCUAUGGUGGCUGUUGAUCAGUUUGCGUGGCAAUUAACUCGAAAGAAUCUGGCAGUAGUGAUAAGCUGCUGUCCAGCGGCUAAAACAGUGCCAAACCACACAGUAGAAACGGAAUCCCAGCGAUAA